AUGACGCGAACAGCAUCCAAUGCCAUCCAAGGAGUCUCAACUCUGAUUCUUUUCCUUCAGGCUGCAAGUCCAACUGCAGGGUUGGUGACACCACCACAGCUGGAAACACGAAGAAGCACCCAACUCGGCGCAAAGCUUGGUCCUUCCUUCGAUGGAGCCUGGAAUCCCAGAAAGAUGACAGAAACUGUCUUUGAGAAUUUUUCUCAGUCAAAAGAGUCUCUGAUGGCCUCUAUGGAACACCAAAAGGAAGUACUGGCCGAGUCUAUGGACCAACAGAAGGAGCAACUCCAGCAACUGCAGCAGCAACAACAAAAACUAAUGGCAGACAUCGACCUACCUUUCCACAAGCCUAGUAUUCAUGCGAUGGAAGAUAACACUGGGUUCGUCCUCAUGGGAGGACACAGGCCUGACAUCAUCCAAAUGACUGUCACAUCUCAAGAUUCAACAGCCAGCAGCAGUAUUGCUAGCACCAUGGAAUCUUCCGCUGUAUCCGAAACAGUACUCCCCCAAUUGCUUCAAGAAUCCAACGAUCUUUUACAAGUGGAUAGCAACGCAAAUGACGCUAUGGAGUUGGUCGCUUCCAUUGACAAACAAGUAGAUCAGCAAGUGGCUCAGCUCGAAGCCGCCAAGGCAGCCGUCCUUGACGACACCCUUCCUACUGAUACUUUCGACAAGGUCGCCACGGAUACUGCCCCACUCCAGCAUACGGGCGGAGUCGACAUGAUGACCCCUCAAGACAUGAUUAACAAGGACGGUAUGAUCUCUGCCAUUGAUAUCGAUACGGAACGAGUCGGUCCCAUUUCUACCACUGAAGUUAUGCAAGCCUUGCAAGAUGUCACGGUGAACGCCAAGCAGCAAAUGUCGGACACUGUAGCUGCCAACAAGUUCCACUUUUUGGAAAGCACUGAUAACAAAGGUUUUGAAGUCAAGGAAAUUGGAGAGGACUCGGUCGACAUGUUGCACAAGUUGGGAAAUGGCAUGGUUGACAGUAUGAAAUCCGUCUCAAACAACCUAUUGCACUUUGUUGAGGAAAUGAUGAAGGGGUCAAAAGAUGGAUUUUCCUCCUCGGGGCUGCUCCAGAGCGCCCAAGAAUCGAUUCAAAAGAUUGUAGACGGUGGAAUUGAAUCCGUCAUGGCUACAGUGAAUUCGGUUGGAGAUAUCACCAUCCGCGAUAUGAUCACCAACCUCGUUUCCUUGGUGGCUUUGGUGGUCAAAGUCUUGUUCCAGUUGGUAUCGACACUAGUCGCUGCCGCCAGUGGAAAGGGUGUUACAGCAUGGGUGGACCAAAGCAAUGCUGCCAUUCACCAGGGCGCUUUAGCAUUGCAAGAUCAAGCAGAACACUUCAGUAAUGACCUUUCUCAUCAAAGUCUAAAUGAAAUGGUCGCCAUGGUCGAUUCCUACUUGCAUGCAUCAACCACCUACAUGGCUGACACCGCCACUACUGUUUUAAGUAUGGGAGAGAUGACUGGAAACCUGGCAGCUCCACUCGUGAGCGCCAUCUUUACCGAGGGUACCAUCAGCACAUGGAAUGCACUAUCGGACAAGUUCUAG
Cylindrotheca closterium is the source of this 1551-nucleotide messenger RNA. NCBI's taxonomy places the organism in Eukaryota, Bacillariophyta, Bacillariophyceae, Bacillariales, Bacillariaceae. The record is from the annotation of a GenBank genome assembly.